Messenger RNA from Priapulus caudatus, 603 nucleotides. RefSeq names its product fibulin-5-like. The record is from RefSeq and is a predicted model, not a curated record. Gene Ontology annotation, molecular function: calcium ion binding. The transcript is spliced from 2 exons. NCBI's taxonomy places the organism in Eukaryota, Metazoa, Priapulida, Priapulimorpha, Priapulimorphida, Priapulidae. The annotation marks the transcript as partial.
AUGUGGAUGAAUGCAAUGCAGCCCUGCACGACUGCGAUCCUAACGCCACCUGUCUGAACACCGUCGGCAGUUUCCGCUGCGAGUGUAACGGUCGCUGGUCGGGCGACGGAGUCACGUGCGUCGCGACGACUGAGCAGUCCUAUCAUUACGUCGGUCCAGACCUGGUCGAUCAGUCCGGAGCAGGGAGACUCGUCACGGCAAGAAGCAUGCUUAUCUGUUCGAUGUAUUGCGCCAAGGAGCCGACCUCCCCCGCCUGCCGAGCUUUUAGUUAUAACGAGCAGACGCGCGAGUGCCGGAUGUACGUCAGCACGCGCACCGGAGGUGACGUCAACCAAACGCUAGUCGACUGGAUGUACUACGAACUCGACACGACGGUGACUUAAAAUAUCGUUUAAAUCAAAUACGAGACUGACUGCGAGCGAAUAAAAAGAUUACACCUAACUAACUUUUAACAACUAACUUAUUAGUGGUUCCAAAUGGAAGCAUUGACCGCAUAGAACGGAGAACAAAGACUGCAGAAACAGCGGUCGUCUUCUUUAUCGCGUCAUCCUGACGCAAAGUUCAUCUCGCGUUUUAAUUCGCACAUCAAUAUUCGCGCGCGGA